AUGGAUUUCUCUACGCCACCCGCUGGAGGACGAAUGGAUGCGGCAACAAGAGAUAACUUGAUGACACAAGUCAGACAACAGAUUGCGUUAGCCAAUGCACAGGAGCUUCUACAGAGAAUGUCUGAAAAGUGCUACAAGAAGUGUAUAGUUAAACCUGGGACAACUCUAGAUAACUCUGAACAAAAAUGCAUUGCUAUGUGUAUGGACAGAUACAUGGACACAUGGAACUUAGUCUCCAGAGUCUACAGCCAACGGUUACAGAGAGAGUCCAACCGGUUAUCUUAA
Molecule: messenger RNA, 285 nt
Organism: Candidula unifasciata
Lineage: Eukaryota; Metazoa; Mollusca; Gastropoda; Stylommatophora; Geomitridae
Source: the annotation of a GenBank genome assembly